CCCUUUUUAUGACAGUUCUCCUGGCUACAGCAACAGUAGUGCUUCUGGGUAUAUACUCUCAACAGUUGUUGUGGCUACCGACCAAAAGAUACUACUCCACUCCAUGGGUACCAAAGAGUUCUCUGCAAAUGUCGGAAGCCACUGUCUCGGUUACCGCAUCUCCUACAAUGUCCGAACGGAUGAGAACUGGCUUGUUUAGCGGUAACAAGUCGAGCGAACCAAACGUCCCCAGUACAUUGAACAAGAAUAGGGAGAAAGAAAUUCAGCACGUAGUGUUUGUUAAAGUUCACAAGGCAGCAAGUACAACCAUGCACAACAUUUUAAUGCGUUAUGCAAUCAAACAUGAGCUAAAUGUGCUGCUACCAAAAGCGGGCUUACAUAUCAAUCAAAAUGGCCAUCAAAUUCCGGAUGAUAAUUUAUCUCCCAUUCCAGCUGGGUCGAAGUAUGACAUUUUAAGCAAUCAUCUUAUCUUUGAUCACGACGAGGUUUCGUCAUUCUUUCCAGCAGAUACUUUUUAUGUUGGAAUCAUUCGGGAACCAUUUAGUCAAUUCUUAUCGGCAUUCGUUUAUUAUAGUCAAAUCUGGAGACACCAAAAUCUGCUCAAUGUCAUUAAGGAUUACCCUGACAAUCCGAUUGAGGCUUUUAUUCAGUAUAGUGGGCGAUACAUAGGUGAUACUAAGCCCAACACUGUGUAUGUCAACAAUCGAAUGAGUGUGGAUUUUGGAUUUCCACUUGAGAAUUUCGAGGCAUCCAAACGGAACCACACAAAAAUUGAAUCUUUUCUUCAGCAAAUAGACGCCAUUUUUGAUGUAGUCCUUAUUGCAGAGAUGUUCGAUGAGUCUCUUGUGUUGCUUCGCCGUAUGCUCGGUUGGACAACGAAAGAUAUUAUUUAUAUGGAUAAAAAUGUUUUCUCAGGUCAGCAUGCUAAACCUUCCUGGAUUCAAAAGCGUGACUACUCUGCUCAUAUAAAACAUUUGUUUGAAAACUACGCGGCAAUUGACAUCGCUCUCUAUGACUAUUUUCUGAAUAGAUUCGAACAAAAGCUCGAUCAGCAACCAAAAGACUUCUACGCUGAAGUAGAAGCCUUUAAGAAAUUAAAGCUCAAAAUAACGUCAUACUGUACGAUCAUGGACAAUAGAACUCACCCCUUCGAGUCUCUUCACUUUCCAGCUUCAGAACAGUUGAACGAAUUUACCUUGACGCCAAGUGACUGUGUUCUGAUGAAGUUAGAAGAACGCCAGAUAACUAUGAAAACUCGGCAGGUUCAGGAAGAACGAUUUUUAAAAAUGGGCAAACCUCGUCAGAAAUUCUGGAAUAGACCAAUGCAGCCAAGGUGAUAGAUGAUAUACAGGUGUUCGUGCCUGUUCUAGAGUGUAUAAGUGACUGAGUAAGAGAGACAGGCAGAGAGACAGAGAGG
Aplysia californica (California sea hare) is the source of this 1417-nucleotide messenger RNA. Its product is annotated as galactose-3-O-sulfotransferase 3. Gene Ontology annotation, molecular function: galactosylceramide sulfotransferase activity. The record is from RefSeq and is a predicted model, not a curated record. Gene Ontology annotation, cellular component: membrane. The transcript has a single exon. Lineage: Eukaryota; Metazoa; Mollusca; Gastropoda; Aplysiida; Aplysiidae. Gene Ontology annotation, biological process: glycolipid biosynthetic process. Bases 129 to 1337 code for a protein of 402 amino acids.